This is a messenger RNA of Manis javanica (Malayan pangolin), 5249 nucleotides long. RefSeq names its product phosphoglucomutase 3 (gene PGM3). Gene Ontology annotation, biological process: carbohydrate metabolic process; UDP-N-acetylglucosamine biosynthetic process; hemopoiesis. The record is from RefSeq and is a predicted model, not a curated record. Gene Ontology annotation, molecular function: phosphoacetylglucosamine mutase activity; magnesium ion binding. Lineage: Eukaryota; Metazoa; Chordata; Mammalia; Pholidota; Manidae.
AUGGAUUUAGAUGCGGUUAUAGAACACUCAGCAUUGCAUGCCAAGCCCAGUGGACUCAUUCUUCAAUAUGGGACUGCUGGCUUCCGAACAAAAGCACAACAUCUUGAUCACGUCAUGUUUCGCAUGGGGUUAUUAGCUGUCCUGAGGUCAAAACAUACAAAAUCUACAAUAGGAGUCAUGGUAACAGCAUCACACAACCCUGAGGAAGACAAUGGUGUAAAAUUGGUUGAUCCUUCGGGUGAAAUGUUGGCACCAUCCUGGGAGGAACAUGCUACCUGUUUGGCAAAUGCCGAGCAGCAAGAUCUGCAGAGAGUGCUGGUGGCCAUCACGGAGAAAGCAGCCGUGGACCUGCAGCGCAAUGCCUUCAUAGUGAUGGGGAGAGAUACCAGGCCCAGCAGUGAGAAACUUUCACAGUCUGUGAUAGAUGGUGUGACUGUUUUAGGAGCUCAGUUCCAUGAUUAUGGCCUAUUAACCACGCCCCAGCUGCACUACAUGGUGUACUGCCGGAAUACCAGUGGCCAGUAUGGAGAGGCAACCAUAGACGGUUACUACCAGAAACUCUCCAGGGCCUUUGUGGAACUUACCAAACAGGCUUUCUACAGUGGAAAUGAAUAUAGAUCCCUUAAGGUCGACUGUGCAAAUGGCAUAGGGGCCCUGAAGCUAAGAGAAAUGGAACACUACUUCUCCCAGGGGCUGUCAGUCCACCUGUUCAAUGAUGGAACCAAAGGGAAACUCAAUCAUUUAUGUGGAGCUGACUUCGUAAAAAGUCAUCAAAAACCUCCACAGGGAAUGGAAAUGAAGUCCUGUGAAAGAUGCUGUUCCUUUGACGGCGAUGCAGACAGAAUAGUGUAUCACUACCGUGACGCGGACGGCCGCUUCCGCCUUGUGGACGGAGACAAGGUGGCAGCGCUCAUCAGCGGCUUCCUCAAGGAGCUCCUGCUGGAGAUUGGAGAAAGUUUGAAUAUUGGUGUUGUACAAACUGCAUAUGCAAAUGGAAGUUCAACAAGGUAUCUUGAAGACGUUAUUAAGGUGCCUGUGUAUUGCACUAAAACUGGAGUAAAACAUCUACACCACAAGGCGCAGGAAUUUGACAUUGGAGUUUAUUUUGAAGCAAACGGACAUGGCACAGUGCUGUUUAGUAAAGCUGCUGAAAUGAAGAUAAAACAACUAGCAAAAGAAUUAGAAGAUAAGAAACAGAAAGCUGCUAAGAUGCUUGAAAAUAUUAUUGACUUGUUUAACCAGGCAGCUGGUGACGCUAUUUCCGACAUGCUGGUGGUUGAGGCGAUCCUGACUCUGAAGGGCUUCACUGUAGAACAAUGGGAUGCUCUCUAUACAGAUCUUCCAAACAGACAGCUCAAAGUUAAGGUUGCAGACAGGCAAGUGAUCAGUACCACCGAUGCUGAAAGACGUGCAGUUACUCCUCCAGGACUACAGGAGGCAAUCGAUGAGCUGGUGAAGAAGUACAAGCUUUCCCGAGCUUUUGUCCGGCCCUCUGGUACAGAAGAUAUAGUUCGAGUAUAUGCAGAAGCAGACUCGCAAGACAGCGCGGACGCCCUUGCAUAUGAAGUGAGCUUGGCGGUAUUUCAGCUGGCUGGAGGAGUGGGAGAAACACCCUGACCAGGGAAGGUGUUUGCGCAGAGCGUGGGGCUCCCUGAGUGCCCUGCACGCCGGCUGGUGACUUUGCUGUUGAAGACCUGGCUGAGGACGCUGAAGAACGGCAGCAGCUGCUCCAUGUUGCGCACGGUACCAACGGUGAGCAGCAAGUGCCCCGGCUCCCAACCCAGCAUUCUCCCUGAGUUGUCUUCCUCUGGAUUCUUCUGCAGAAAAAAAAAAGGGAAUUGUUAUUAACAGAUGAUGUAGUACAUGAGAAAACUUAAAAGGGUAUAAACAUCAGCAAACACAGUUAUGAAUGCAAAUGAUAGCAUUAGGUUUCCAUUCCAGACUUGAUUAAAAUGUUUGCUUCUAAGCAUAUGUAGAGGAGUCUAACAAACACUGGAGUGACGUUUUCCAACUAGACUGCAUGAAAUAAGCUUGCUUAGUAGCAGAAUUGGUUUUGAAUAGGGAGAGUCAAAUAUUGUAAGUUUAUUUUGUGCUUCGCAUAUACUCAAAAAGCUUCCAGAUUUCUGGAUGCCCACAAUAUCCAAAGGACUCAGUCACAAAAUGACUAUAGCAGUUUGGAAGGGACAGAGUCUUUAUACAUUUCACCAUUAGUAAAUCAGUUAAUUCCCCUUCCACCCAAACGGCUUCAACUUGCCAAAAAAGGUGGUAGGGUCCAAAGUGAGUAAUUACUAUCAGAACAGAGAAGGAAAGGAAUGCUUAGGAGAGACACUUAUAUACUUCCGUGUUGUGCUAAGCAACGUGAGGAGUCAAAAUGGUUAGUAUCCUGGUUCUGCUGUUUCCUUACUGUGCGGCAUUCCCAGGCAAAACGCAGAAAAGUCUCUCACAAAUGCAGUAAUAUGAGCUACCUUGCAACAGAAAAGUCAGAUGAGAAUGUAUGUGAAAACACUGGCAAAUAUAAGCAUAGAAGUGAAAUAAUUUAUACUGAGGCUAGUUUGAGAAGUCAACUAAAAUAUACAAACAGUUGUAGCCACCAUUCUAUCUAGGGAAAGUUAUAUGAGAAUUGAAGGUGUUUGAACUUGAGCAAAUCAUGAAUAUGAAAACACAUUGAAGAGAUAAUGAAAACAAUAAGCUGGGGAAAAAGAAAAAAAUCAAGUGGGAGUACAAAGCAGAAUUAAAUCUGUCAUGUGUGUUAACAUAUGUAGUUGGCCUUCUUAAAUCAGAUGUUCCCAAGAGUUCCCCUAUAUUCUAAUAUCACUACUUUUCCUAAGUGGAGAGAAGUAGAUGCAAAGUCCAACUUGUUUUCUUGUGUGUGUGCACCACAAGGUUUGUCUACUUAAACAUGAAAUCCUGAGAAAGGAAAAUAGAUUUAAGUCAAAAUAUGAGCAAACAAGAAAAGUGUCCUGUUCGUCAUGGCCAGAAAAAAGAAAAAAAUAGCCAUCACUUUAUUUCUUAGCACUUAACCUCAAACCUAAAUUAAAGGAUGUAGAAAACCAUUUGCCUUUCUCUUAACUGUAACACUGGCUUUACUGAGAGUCUAGGGACUAACUCUCACAUCCCUGAUGACCAUUAGCCAACCCCCUGACUGGGCUCCCUGCAGUCCCUCCAAGUCACACUGUAACUCAGCCGUAUUUAAAAUGUGUCCAGAGAUGAGUUUAACCUGAAGACAAAUGAAUAAUGUGCUUGAAUUCUCUACACAGCGAGUUUCCAAAUGGAGAGAGAACUUACUUGAGUUAUAGUUAUAGUGAAAGAGGUGUAUAUUCCUGUCAAAAUGUACCUUAAGACAGGGACUCCUGGUAAGCUCUUGACCAAGAGGAGGGCACCUGCUCUAGUGGGCUGCUCCUCAUGAUCAGAAUCACACCCCGUCCUCAGAAAUAAAUAGGCGAACAUGUAUGCAUAGGAUUUCUCCCUUCACUUCAUCAAUCUAACUUGAAAACUUCCUUCCUGUUGACCUCUCUCUUACUUGUUGAGAACCAGAGCUGGAUUUGUGUCCCCAUGUUUGGUCCAGAUGUGGCAAUUUCUGCUGCUAUACCACAAGCAUCAAAAAGCCACCCUCACCUGAUGCUUGGCCAUCUCCAAUCCCUCCAAAAUCACUGUCUUAAAGUCCUCCUCCUUGUCCUGUGGAAGGAAAGAGGAGAACUCACAGCCUUUGUUUUAGUGAAAAGUAUGUUUGGCCAUGAAGACCUUGUUUAAAAUGUUCUGAAUGAAAAAAUGCUUUCUAAUCAAAACUGUCUUCUCACUCUGUGGGAAAAGUUGGGCAAAAGACUGUCAUGUUUAUUCCUUAGUUAAGGGAGGGGGUCUUAUGGAAACCUCUGUUACUAAGGAGAUGCAGGGAUGACAAAGUUCAUGUUCCUGGGGUCGUGCGUAAUUACGUUACUUCUGGAUUUGUUGUUGGGAUUAUUUUUUCAAACCCUGUGAUCGUAAAGUAGAAAGCACCCAUGUCCUAUCCUACUCUCUGGACCCAACUUUCAUCUUCAUCUUUGUCCUUUGCUUAGUCCCUAAAGACACAACUUGAUUUUAAAUAGAGUUCCUCUAUCCUUCAAGUACAGCCUCAUUUUUAAUCACUUUCCUCUAUUACAUUUCUGUAGCUUGUGGAAUGCAGUUUAGGAGCUCCUGUCUGAAUAGGUGACCCCAGAAGACUGGAAAAUUUCUGAGCCCUCAAAGCACAUACUACAAACUAGGACUCACAGAACAACCCAGAUAUCCCAAACUGUACAUUUUAUUUUUGAAAUUUUCUGAAUGCAAAAGAAAUAAGGGCAAAAAGAUUUGCAGCAAAGGCCCACUGAUGAGCUUGCCAAAUUCCUUACUAUUUUCUUGAGCAGAGACCUCUAAUUAGCCUGAAAGAUACAAAGUAUAUAAAACAAUAUAAAUAUAUUUUACAAAUUCAUCUUCUUAUACUCAACAAAAAUGAAAAAGAAAAAGAGGAUGCAAUACCUUUGCCCUUUUCCGAAGAAGUUUUGCUAGUCGUACAACAUAAGGUUUAAAUUCUCGUUGGUGUAUGCCCUGCCUUCUGACUUCUAAACCUGAAUCAUCUGAGGCUUCUGGAAUAAAGGCCCAUCGGUACCUAUGAACAGAAGGAUUAUACAACAUUAGUGAGACAGACUUUGCACCACCUACGCAAGGCCACGUAACUACAGUAGAAAGAGCCUGGCCCCACCACUUACACAGAUUGAAAUGCUAGCUGGGCUGCUUACAGCCCUGCCACCUGGGCAUGCUUCUUAACUGGGGCCUUUUCUUCAUUACUAUUAACUGCCUCACAGGGUUGCAAUGAAUAAAUGAAUAUGUAAACUUGUAAAGUGCUCAUUGCUAUUUUUUUUUUCAUGCAUACAAGGCAAGUAACUCCACAGAUAUUUCUAUCAUUAGUAAUAGGCAAAAUCUCCACUGUAUACUUGCCAGGAUGGUCUCUAACUGUACAGGUAAGGGGGCAAAGAAAUAAAAGAAUUUAAGAGAAGUUUAAGUAGGACUUCUUUCAUAGUUCCCUUGUAUUUUUGUAUCUUAUCAGUAAAAUUAAUAUUUGUGACAGAAUUUAAGCAGUAUAGAUUUAUAUAGAAAAAAUAUAAGCAGAAUCUCCCACUAUAGGACCCAUCAAUAUCUACAGUUUCUUGUAUAUCCAUCCACAGUGUUUAUGCAUAAAAGAGCAUAUAUUCAUACAUCCAACCCCUUUCUCUCAAAAUAAAUUUUUAAAAACAUAA